AGGGCGUGGCAGUGAGAAGAGCAGCCGGUUACUAGUUAUGAUGAGUCCCCACCCUUCUUCUUCGGCUUCAGGAAGCAGAGUUUCAGCAGCACGGACACACGUCGACCGUCAGCUCACCUGAACAGUUCAACCAUGAGGUGGCGCUCUCCUUGUCUUCCUCUCCUCCUCGUCUCUCUCCUUGCUCUGUCGUUCGGAGGAGCUGCAGAUUUCAAGAUCUGCUCCUACAACGUGCAGGAAUUCAACCUCGACAAAUCAGCGGACUACCGAGUACUGUACACUCUCACACGGAUUGUGUCUCGCUGUGACAUCUGUCUCCUGCUACAUGUGACAGAUUUUGACGGUAAAGGCAUCCAAGCUCUGCUGGCGUCUCUCAACAGGGCGACCGACAGGUAUGACAGCUACACCUACCAAUCAGUGGCCAGUAAGAGUCUGGGAGACCCUGGCGAUCUGCAGCAGUACGUUUUCCUCUACAGGACAGACACGGUGAAUGUGACGGGUCAGUAUCAGUACCAGAAGCCCGAGUCCUUCGUUAGACCGCCGUUCGCUGUUCAGUUCUACAGCGACCAAACUGCCAUCAAGUCCUUCAUUCUGAUCCCUCUGCACUCUGACCCGAGUCGGGCGGUCCAGGAGAUCGACCGCCUCUACGACGUCUUCGAGGAAGUCAGCAAGACAUGGAGCAACACGAACGUGAUGUUCCUGGGAGACUUCCAUGCUGGCUGUGCCUAUGUGACCCGAAACGAUAAGAGAGACAUCCGUCUCUACACCAAGUCGGCGUUCGCCUGGCUGAUCGGUGACCGGGUGGACACCACCGUCUCCGAGGAAACCAACUGUGCCUUUGACAGGAUCGUGGUACACGGUAAAACCUUCCUGAGGGCCAUCACUCCAUUGUCUGCACAAGUCUACAACUACGCCGAAGAUUUAAAAAUCCCCAGGGCCAAGGCGCUGGACAUCAGUGACCACUUACCUGUGGAGGUGGAUCUGAAGGGCUCCGCCCCUCGCUUGCAGGCCACGCCCCUCCUCAUCCUGCUCAGCCUCUCUGCCGUCCUGCAGCACUUCCUGUCUGCUUCAGUAAUCUGAUUACUCCGAGGGAUCUUCAGUAUCUCCUUAUCAUACCCAGAUAAAUGGAGCUGUUUCAGGCACUGAUAUUAAUUUAGCGAUCUGUUUAUUUACCUUUCUUUCUCUCCAAAAAUCAAACUAUUAUCUGACUUUAUUAUCUGAAGAUAACAACACUGAUCACUUCCUGUGUACAUCAUCUUCUUCUUCCUCUCUCCUUUUACAUUCUAUAGAGAGGCCCAUCACAGUAAAAAUACA
Sander lucioperca (pikeperch) is the source of this 1311-nucleotide messenger RNA. RefSeq names its product deoxyribonuclease-1-like 1. The coding region runs from base 133 to 1077 and encodes 314 amino acids. The record is from RefSeq and is a predicted model, not a curated record. Gene Ontology annotation, molecular function: DNA nuclease activity. Gene Ontology annotation, cellular component: nucleus. Gene Ontology annotation, biological process: DNA catabolic process. The transcript has 10 exons. Lineage: Eukaryota; Metazoa; Chordata; Actinopteri; Perciformes; Percidae.